Messenger RNA from Glycine soja, 999 nucleotides. Its product is annotated as two-component response regulator ARR17-like. The coding region runs from base 85 to 756 and encodes 223 amino acids. The transcript is spliced from 5 exons. Gene Ontology annotation, biological process: phosphorelay signal transduction system; cytokinin-activated signaling pathway. NCBI's taxonomy places the organism in Eukaryota, Viridiplantae, Streptophyta, Magnoliopsida, Fabales, Fabaceae. The record is from RefSeq and is a predicted model, not a curated record.
UCCUUCGUCUCUGUCUCUGUCUUUCUUACUCUCUCUCUCUCUUCCCUUUCUCUCUCUUCUCUUUUUCUAUCCUCGAAGCAAGAAAUGGACUCUAACAGCGUCGUUUCUUGGCCGAGGUUGCCGGAAAACAUCGACGGUUUCGGUAUCAAACAGAAACAAUCCGAAGAGGUUCAUGUUUUAGCCGUUGAUGACAGUAUCGUUGAUCGCAAAGUCAUCGAACACUUGCUCAAAGUCUUAGCUUGUAAAGUUACUGCUGUGGAUAGUGGGCUGAGAGCACUGCAAUUGCUUGGACUAUUGGACGAGCAGAAAAUUCCCUCUGAAACUAAUGGUUUUGGGGGUUUAAAGGUGGAUCUAAUCAUCACAGACUAUUGUAUGCCCGGAAUGACCGGUUAUGAAUUACUCAAGAAAAUUAAGGAAUCCUCCAGUUUCAAGGAAACUCCUGUGGUGAUUAUGUCCUCCGAAAAUGUUUUGCCACGCAUAGACAGAUGUUUGGAGGAGGGUGCAGAGGAUUUCAUAGUGAAGCCAGUGAAGUUAUCAGAUGUGAAGCGUUUGAAGGAUUUCAUGACAACAAAGGAGGUUAUAAGGGGUGAAUUAAGCCAAGAAGAAAGGGAAGGGAUCAACAAGAGGAAGCUAUUAGACACCUCUGAUGUGUCGCCAUCAUCACCACCGUCCAUUUCCUCAUCACCACUCCCAUCGUCACCCAGCUCAGUGAUUGAUUCUCCAAUCAGACGGCUUAAAAUGACCGGCACUGAUUGAUAUUCUCUAGCAAUUAAUUUGCUGUUUUCCUUAAUUUUCUCAUUCCUGUAGGCACUACAGCUGCAAGCCUGCAAUGUCUAUCUUUAUAAUUAUAAAUAGUAGUGUUUUUUUCUUCUUCUUUGGAUUUGUUGUUUUACUCUUUUAGGGUUGAAAUUGCAAACCGUUAAUUGUAACGGUUUUUGUUGCGCUUCCCUCUUCUUAAUUAUCUAAGUUAUUUUAAUUGUUUAUAUGAAGGUUAAUUGG